UCUAAUUGCUGCCCUGUUUUAAAUUUUUCUUAAAUUUUAUUUAUAUGCAAUGAACACAGAUUGAAGAAAGAUUUUUUUUAAACACCAAAUUCUACCCUCUAAAAAUUGUACUUUUGGCUUCAGUUUGUGUAUUUCCAGACAUACUUAGCCAUGUGCCAAAGUUGACUGUAGUUUAGUUACUGUUCCCACCAAACCUUCAAGCCCUAGUAAACUUUUGUCCAUGAUACUAUUAUGGUCUUGAAUGCUUCUCUCUCCUCUAAGUCUUGUGUAGUAUCCAGAUUUUGGCUUCUGCUUAUUCCAUGAAGCCUUUCCCAGUUUCUCCAGUCUUUUUGGUGGUAGUUCUACUUUGUUUAAAACACCGCUUUGGCACUUGAAUUAUGCUGUUUUGGGUUAUUGUUUAUUUGUAUGUUCUAUUUCUCUAGUGAAAAUGCAGCUCCUGGGGAGCAGAAUAUUUGUCUUAAGCUCUGUUUUCAUUUGUAGCACAGAGGAUAGGGUCACUAAUUGGUUUGAUUCUAUGAUUAGGAUCUAGUGUCAUUGACAGGGCAGUUUCCUCCUAUUAUUUAUUAUUAGUUUUUUAAACUAAUAUUAGUUUAUUAGGGGAAUUAACUUAGAUUUUUUUUGUACAAUUAAAUGACCAGGGAAGACAAAUAUAUAAAGCAUGUUGAAUUGAUAAGAUCCUAUAGUAUAGGGAUAUUUUGUUCAUACUCACUUCCUAUUUGUAGCCUUUUUUCCCCCUUUUUUUUCCUCUUAUAUUUACCUGGUUUCUUUUGAAAAACAUGGUUUGGGCCAGAUAUUAUGACAAAAAUAAAAAUUAAAAGCAUUUUUGUCUUAAAAUUGUAUAGUUAAAUUAUACUUUAUGUCAUAAGCCCAAAUUCAUUCAAAUUCUAAAAAAUUUUGUAAUUUUGUAGCCAAAAUUGUUUAAAGACAUAUUAACCAUAAGGUCUCCCGAAGUAGAACUUGUAAAAUAUCAAUCGGCAGAUCCUUACUUGCAAGUCCCUCUCGAGCAUUACUAUAUUUUGUACUACUAGUUUUAUUAUUUCAUUAAAAAGACUUUUAUAAUGGCUAGUAUCUGAGAGCUAUUGUUGAUAUUUUUGCUACAGUUAUCAAAUGUUUAUGGAAUACCUGCUUGUUUGUAGUGAGGUAUUUUUGGUACUUUUUUUUUGGCAUUUAUAGGGAUUGAUUUCCUUUUUCAUUUUAAAGUUUACUAGGGCUACUAUUAUUACAUAUUUGUAAUUGCUUUAUCUAAUAGUGUUUUUAGGGCAUGUGUACCUUGUUAUUACACUUAAUGCGAUUUCUUUCUUUCUUUCUUUCUUUUUUCUUUCUUAAGACAGGGUUUCUCUGUGUAGCCUUGGGUGUCCUGGACUCGCUUUGUAGACCAGGUUGGCCUGGAACUCACAGAGAUUCACCUGCUUCUGCCUCCUGAGUGCUGUGAUUGCAGGUUCAAUGUAUCUAUGCCUGCCUACUUCAAUCUGCAAGGGAGUUUCAGAAAGGCCCCGCAUUCGCCGAGCCGAGAUACUACUCGUCAACGAAUCAAAUUCAGCGAUGACAGAGUAUGCAAGAGCCACCUUCUCAACUGUUGCCCCCAUGAUGUCCUAUCUGGAACUAGAAUGGAUCUUGGAGAAUGCCUGAAAGUCCAUGACCUGGCUUUAAGAGCAGAUUAUGAAAUUGCAUCCAAAGAACAGGACUUUUUCUUUGAACUUGAUGCCAUGGAUCAUCUGCAGUCCUUCAUUGCAGAUUGUGAUCGAAGAACAGAAGUGUCAAAAAAAAGAUUAGCAGAAACUCAAGAAGAGAUAAGUGCUGAAGUGGCAGCAAAGGCUGAGCGUGUUCAUGAGCUAAAUGAAGAAAUAGGUAAAUUGUUGGCCAAAGUGGAACAAUUAGGAGCUGAAGGAAAUGUGGAAGAAUCUCAGAAAGUUAUGGAUGAAGUAGAAAAGGCACGGGCAAAGAAAAGAGAAGCAGAGGAAGUUUAUCGGAAUUCUAUGCCAGCUUCCAGUUUCCAACAGCAGAAACUUCGUGUCUGUGAAGUCUGUUCUGCAUAUUUAGGUCUUCAUGAUAAUGACAGGAGACUUGCUGAUCAUUUUGGGGGUAAAUUGCACCUGGGAUUUAUUGAAAUAAGAGAGAAGCUUGAAGAACUAAAGAGAGUUGUAGCUGAGAAGCAGGAGAAGAGAAACCAGGAGCGCCUGAAACGAAGAGAAGAGAGGGAGAGAGAAGAACGGGAGAAACUGAGGAGGUCCCGCUCACAUAGCAAGAAUCCCAAAAGAUCUAGAUCCAGAGAGCAUCGUAGACACCGAUCUCGCUCUAUGUCACGAGAACGCAAGAGGAGGACUCGAUCCAAGUCUCGGGAGAAACGCCAUCGCCACAGGUCCAGGUCCAGUAGCCGCAGCCGCAGCCGCAGCCAUCAGAGAAGUCGGCACAGUUCAAGAGAUAGGAGCAGAGAACGAUCCAAGAGGAGAUCCUCAAAAGAGAGAUUCAGAGACCAAGACUUAGCAUCACGUGACAGAGACAGGAGUUCAAGAGACAGAUCACCUCGUGACCGAGAUCGAAAAGAUAAGAAGCGGUCCUAUGAGAGUGCUAAUGGCAGAUCAGAAGACAGGAGGAGCUCUGAAGAGCGUGAAGCAGGGGAGAUCUAACUAGCUGUGUAUAUAUCUGCAAUCUUUAAGCUUUCUAUGGAGUUACAUGCUUUCGUUUAGUGUACAGCUGUCAGAGUGACAGUGAACAGUUCUAGACACCAAUCCAGUCAGGCUAGAUGUAUCUAAUGAUCUGAACCAAACCUGUUUUCCUUGAUAGAGCCUAAAACUACAUCCAUAGUUUCUGGUGAACUGAACAUACAGUUUUGAUAAAAUAAGAUGCUGAUCUCUAUUCUUUCAAGUAGGAGUGAUAGUGAAUGGAUUGUGUUAAUGCCUUGAAAUCUUUGAACAUUUGUAAAAUACUGUCUUCCUUUCUAUUCCAAAUAGCAGCAGCUUUAAGAGUUUUUUUUUUUUUUUUCUUUAUUAUUCUUUUUCCUUUGACUUUUCUAUCUUAUAAUACCUGUGCCUCCAACUGUAAGAGAAACGGGGGCAGGGAAGCAAUAUAACUUUUGUUCUAAGAUUCUGUUCACGUCAAUUACAGUUGAUUACAGUUGAGCAUUUCUACUGGAUUGCAUGCUGAAGAAAUUUAAAUAUGGGGCUGUUGUUUGUGGCCUAUUGGGGUUGAAAGUUGAACAGCUAUUGCAUUACAUACUUUUGCUUUUUUAUUGAAAAAUUUGAAAUCAGACUUGUCUUGAUUUUUCUGUUCUAUUAAACUGCUCAGUGUAUUGAGGGGGAAUGGGGCAGGGACUGUUAAAUAAGCGUGUGUGUGUGUGUGCGAGUGUGCGUGUGUGCGAGUGUGUGCGUGUGUGUGUGCGCGCGCCUGUGUGUAUGUGUAGUAGAAAGGCUAUACUCUUACUGUAAAAAAAACAUGAAACAAUCACCACCACCAUUAUUACACUGUAACUUGUUUAGUAAGUUAUCACUAGAACUAUUUGCUAUGGGUAUUUUCCUCUAUUCUGUAACAUCCUUAACAGUACCUUACUGUACAAGGCACUAAAGGAAGUAAAUAUAUAAUUGUGGAUUCCUGAUGAACUGUUGUUCCCCUUAAAUCUUUUGCUGGCUAUACUCCAUUACUUCAGAGCUGUGUUUAACAGUUCUGUAAGGAAAGUUUGGACCUGUAGAAACAACUCAGAGUCACUUGUUUGUAUUUCUUAAUUGACAAGCCUGAAUAAAAACAAUAUGUAACCAAUAUAAUGAAA
Molecule: messenger RNA, 3763 nt
Organism: Meriones unguiculatus (Mongolian gerbil)
Lineage: Eukaryota; Metazoa; Chordata; Mammalia; Rodentia; Muridae
Gene: Luc7l2
Product: LUC7 like 2, pre-mRNA splicing factor
Exons: 11
Coding region: 1452-2627 (391 amino acids)
Biological process (GO): mRNA splice site recognition
Cellular component (GO): U1 snRNP; U2-type prespliceosome
Molecular function (GO): mRNA binding
Source: RefSeq, a predicted model, not a curated record